AUGAGAGUGGCUUUGAUACUGGGCACCCUGAGUGCUCUACUGUGCUUUGCCAGCGGCUUAAGCCCACCGGAGUCUAAUGGCGGCAAGGGCACUGGCUUUCCCAAGAAGGUGACCACGCUGAAAAAGCGACCCACCAAGACACCUCUCUCCACGAGCAGCAUAAGCAGCAGUAGUAGCUCCACCUCCAGCCAUGUGGCCACCACAAAACCCAGCAAGCCUCGAGUAAAAAUCGUCAAGUCUUCAGGCAUUAGGAGCAGCAAAAAGUCUCCUAAUCCUGUUCCAGCUCCUGUUCCAGCCUUGACCGAGUCCUUUGGCAAUCUGCCCGCCGAUGAUCUGGAGUUUAUCAAGGAACUGGACAAGCAAUUCAAGCUCCAUGGCGACAAGAUCAAGAUCAAGGUGGAGCGUGACAACUCCACCAGCAGCAGCAGCAGCAGCGGUGGCAAGAACAGCAAACGAACCAUCGAGGGAGACUUGGGAUAUGGCUACUCGCAUCCUGGCUAUGACUAUACGCCGCCCAAGUUCAUGUUCUAUCCAUACUCCCAGCACGAUAUACCCUCGGGCUUUGCCCAUCCCCAGCCGCUGCCCGAGGAGCAGGAGCAGGAGCCAGAGCCACAACAUCAACCGGAGGAGCAGCAUCAACAUCAUCAUCAACAGCAGCACAACCAGGAGCACGAGGUGACCAGCGUGACCAUAGAGCCCUCGUAUUCCUACGAGUUGAAACCACAAACCAGCUAUGAGACGCACACGGCUCCAGAGCAGCCGCAAAUAGAUUUGCCCCAAGAUGAGCCGGAGGGACAUGGACAAGGACACCAUCAGACAUCGGGUGGUGGCUAUCAAGAGCCAGUGAUUGUCUUGAGGAUACCGGGACCAGCCAAAUACGCUGCCCAUUUGCAGACCCUACUCCAACAGUAUCUGGAAAUUCGGGCAGCCCAGUAUUUGAGCCUGCUCCAGGAGGCAGAGCAACAGCAACAGCAGCAGCAUCAACAUCAGCAACAUGUGGUGGAACCGCAGCAAUAUGGACAGCCGGAGCCAGCUAGUUAUCAUCAGGAUGUAAGCUAUGCCCACCAGCUGGCCCCAACUCCAGCUCCCGUGCAAUAUGCACCCAUUGAUGAUGUCUACCAGAGCUACAAGGGGCGACACCAUCAUCACCAGCAGCAGCAGCAGCAACUUCAGCUGCAUCUCCACCAGCAACAGCAGCAGCAGCAACACUAUGAACCGCAGCAGCAAUACUAUGCCCCCAUGGAGUACCAGCAACCCACACAGUUCUACUAUGCCCAGCCCCAGUCUCAUCUGCAUCAGCAGCCGCAGCUCUACCUGAUAGCCAUGACCCAGCCGGAACCGGAACAGCAGCAGCCGCAUCCGCAUCAAUUGCAUCAGCAACAACAGCAACCGAUCUAUGUCCCCGAAGCGGAGGCUCCAUCGGCACCCGAACAGGAACCCGAACCGGAGCACAAUCUACCCAUUACAGAGAACAAUCCCAGGCCCACACACACCAAGGUCAUCUUCAAUCCCUAUCCCUACCAUCAGCAGCAACAGCAGCAGCAGCAGCCACAUCAGCUCCAUCAUCAGCAUAUCCCAGAGCAGGAACAGGAGCAGCAUGAAGCUGGAGCCGAGCUGGAGCCACCGCCGCCACCGGAAGGAGAGCGUCCCUUUAACUACCAUGCCCACUCCCACAGUCAUGGUCUGAAGAUGCGUCAGGGCAAGAGAGCAGCCAAGGCAGAGCCGGCUCCAGCUCCAGCGCCUGCGGCGGCACCUGCACCUGCAGCAUCGGGGGAUGCAAUGCAUCCUGGCGACAAGAGGCUGCAGCAGAUUAGGGAGUAUGUGAGGGAGAAGUUGGGUGCCGAGAUGGGUUCCGCUGUGGAGUACAAGACGACGCAGCUGCUGGAGGGUUAAGAACCCUUGAUGGAGAUUGGGAAUGGUGACUUACUAGGAGGAGAUUCACGGAUUGAAGGGAUGGCUACUUAGUGUUUGGCAAACAGAAGAGAUAUAGAUGUGACUUUUCAAGACAACAAAAAUUUACAAAAAUACUCAAUUAACUUCUUAAUGCCUUUUAAGGCAAUUUGAAAUAUGUGCUUUUGUUCAUAAAAGUAACUAAUG
This is a messenger RNA of Drosophila serrata, 2097 nucleotides long. RefSeq lists its product as uncharacterized. The record is from RefSeq and is a predicted model, not a curated record. Lineage: Eukaryota; Metazoa; Arthropoda; Insecta; Diptera; Drosophilidae.